CAAACAAUAGACAUAUACAGUAAUACAGAAGCACUAGCGCUUCUUCAGCCCCCACACCCACACGCUACCACAACAAUCUUGAGAGAGAGCUCACCGGCGGCAGUCAUGGAUCUGGUGACGGGGGCGAUGGGCAACCUCGCCCCCAAGCUGUACCAGCUGCUCCAAGGUGAAUACGAGCUGCAGAAGGGUGUGAGGAAGAAGCUCGAGUUCCUCGAUCAGGAGCUGGAGAGCAUCAAGCCUGCCCUUGACCAGGUGGCACAAGUGCCGUGGGAUCAGCAUCACACGCAGGUCAAGGUCUGGGCGCGUCAGAUGAGGGAGGCGUCCUACGACAUAGAAGAUCUGCUCGACACCUUCCUUGUGCGUGUCCAGGGUUCUGAGCCCGUUGACCAGAGCAAGCUCAAACGCGCCCUGAAGAAGAUGGGUGGCCUGUUCGGAAAAGCCAAGGCUCGCCGUGACAUUUCUAGUGCCAUCGAAGACAUCAAGAAGCAACUCCAGGAGGUGGCUGACCGGCGCGACAGGUACAAAAUCGACGAGAUUGUGGCCAAACCUGCUGACACUUCGGCAAUUGAUCCUCGUCUUGAGGCUAUGUACAAAGAGGUGACUCAGCUCAUUGGUAUUGAUAAGUCAAGAGGUGAGCUCCUAUCAAUGCUUUCGUCGCCCCAGGGGAAUGAGGUGUCCCAUGAGAAGAUGAAGAUAGUUUCAGUUGUCGGAGUUGGAGGAUUGGGCAAGACAACUCUUGCCAAAGCAGUGUAUGAUGAGCUUAAAUCGCAAUUUGAUUGUGGGGCUUUUGUUCCGGUUGGUAGAAAUCCUGACGUGAAGAAAGUCCUAAGAGACAUUCUUAUAGAUCUUGACAAUAAAGAAUUCAGGGAGCCGAAAUAUGAUAUAUUGGACGUAAGGCAGCUCAUCAACGAACUCAAAGAUUUCCUCCAAAGCAAGAGGUCCAGCUUGGCUUGCUCAAUGGGAGGACUUAAUUUCACCACGUUGGAAUUGUGGCACUACGUGUGACCUGGCGCAAAUGGGGCCUUCCUGUCUAUCUUUGUGGGUCCAUGUACUUUCAUUGCUUCUUAGCUUAGAAAAAACAAAAAAAAAAUAGAAAACCAGAAAAAAAACAAAAAAAGCAAAACCUAAAAACUACAAAAAUGCAUUAUUUCUAUAUUUCUUUUUUUGGGUUCAUUGCUUCUUAGCUUAGAAAAAAACAAAAAACCAGAAAAAAAAUGCAAAACCUAAAAACUACAAAAAAAAUGCAUUAUUUCUAUAUUUCUUUUUUUUUGGGUGGGUGGGUAGGGAACUCCGCCUAUGCAACUUGAAGUAACACUUAAUUUCGCAUAGCUGGUCCCAAGCCCAGAAAAAAAGGAGGAGGGGCUACCCAUUCACAUUGCUGAGAUGUUGUAACACUUUAACUGUUUGGUCAUAUGGUUUUGUUCCCAUCGUUCUUAUGGUUUUAAGCC
Panicum virgatum (switchgrass) is the source of this 1448-nucleotide messenger RNA. RefSeq names its product disease resistance protein Pik-2-like. Gene Ontology annotation, molecular function: ADP binding. NCBI's taxonomy places the organism in Eukaryota, Viridiplantae, Streptophyta, Magnoliopsida, Poales, Poaceae. The transcript is spliced from 2 exons. The record is from RefSeq and is a predicted model, not a curated record. Bases 106 to 1005 code for a protein of 299 amino acids.